AUGCUCACAUAUGUUGCCCUAACUCACGGCAUGCAUCAUCCAUCUCCCACAGCUAUCACGCGCAACGGUACUAUCCGCGGCGUCUACCUCCCCUCCUUCCAGCAAGACCUCUUCCUGGGAAUCCCCUACGCCCGAGCCCCGCGGCUAGACAAUCCCAAGCCCAUCAAUACCACCUACGAUCAAGACGCCCCAUUUGACGCCUCCCGCUACGGAAACACCUGCUACGGCUUCGGCUCCAACGAACUCCUGGGCCUGACUCAAAGCGAGGAUUGCCUGAAUCUGAAUAUCAUCCGACCCGCCCCAGCAAAAGGCUCUUCCGCAGACCCAAUGUGGAAUCUGUCCUAUAUUGUGCAACGAUCUGUACAGGAGGAACAGCCCCUCCUCGCCGUGAGUGUAAACUACCGUCUAUCCUUCCUCGGCUUUCCAGGCGGACGCGAAGCGCAAAACGCCGGGGUGACGAAUCUGGGAUUCAAAGACCAGCGAUUGGCUCUGGCGUGGAUCCAAGAGAACAUCGUCGCAUUCGGCGGUGACCCGUCACGACUCGUUGCCUAUGGAGGCCGCGGUGGUGGGGAGCUGUUCAGGGGUGCCAUUGCAGUCAGUGGGUUCGUUACGGGGGCUGCGUUGCCGAAAACAGACGAGAUGCAGGCUGGAUUUGAUAAGCUAGUUGGGAUGGCAAAUUGCACGAUGGCAGAGGAUAAGCUUGAGUGUCUUCGUGGAACCUCGUUAUAUAAUCUCUAUCCCAUUGAGGGGAGCAUCGGAGUGGAGUGGGGUCCGGUGAUAGAUGGUGACUUUCUGCAGAGACCUCCUGCUUGGGAGAUUCGGGACGGAAAUUGUGUCCGUGUGCCUCUUCUCUUAGGCAGUAAUUCGGACGAGGGUUUGAUAAAAGUGACGGCGUCGGGAUACUUUCCCAACAGAACGAAUGAAACUACGGUCUUACUCGAGACCAGCUUCCCUCGCUUACAACAUUCUGUCAUCAAGCAAUUGCUGGAUCUCUACCCAGAGGACGGAAAAAGAGAAGCCCCACCCUACUCCCUCUCUCCAGACUUCGCCUGGUGCCAGGCAAUGAAUGCCGUCAGUCUCCCCUGCGGCUCUCAAUAUCGCCGCUCCGCCGCUAUGCUGGGCGAUUACGUCUCGCAUGCGCCCCGACGGUAUAUGGCCCAACUAUGGUCUAGACUCGGUCUGCCGACGUAUAGCUUCCACUUCAAAGCAGCCACGACUGGGAUCCCGAUACAGUAUUUCUACGGUCUAGGGCCUGGAUUUGCGAACCAUGGGGCUGAGUUGGCAUAUGAGAUGGGAUUGCCGGGGGGCAUAAGCACGCCGAUUCAGUUCUAUCCACCGGCGAAAAAUGUUUCAGGACAUAUUGCUUUGUCAAAGGAAAUGAAUCGACGGUGGAUUGCAUUUGUGUCGAGGAAAGAUCCGAAUGAGUUGAGAGAUAGGAAUUUAUCACUUCAGUGGAGGGAGUAUAAUAUGUCAACAUCGAAUUUUGUUUUUGAUGCUACUGACGAGGACCUCAAUUUGCAUGUCGAGACAGACGACUAUCGUCAACAAGCAUGCCAAAUAUGGAUGGACAAUGUCGCGCACACAGAUUAUUCUGAUCAUGUGCCACAGGAGACUUGA
Molecule: messenger RNA, 1617 nt
Organism: Penicillium arizonense
Lineage: Eukaryota; Fungi; Ascomycota; Eurotiomycetes; Eurotiales; Aspergillaceae
Exons: 4
Coding region: 1-1617 (538 amino acids)
Source: RefSeq, a predicted model, not a curated record